Molecule: messenger RNA, 822 nt
Organism: Naegleria gruberi
Lineage: Eukaryota; Heterolobosea; Eutetramitea; Acrasida; Naegleriidae
Exons: 1
Coding region: 1-822 (273 amino acids)
Source: RefSeq, a predicted model, not a curated record
AUGGGCAAUCAAUCAUCAGCAGUUGUGGUCGAGAAGAGAAUCAAGGAGAUCGGAAAAAACUUUUUCAAUAUUAGAGCAUCAUUCAAGAUUAAAGGCUUGAUUAAUAUUGGUACACACAUGUCAUUGAUUAGAUUAUCGAAUGGAAAAUAUUUGGUCAUUGAUACAGUACCAUUGGAUGAAGAAUUGAAAAAGGAAAUUGAUGAAUUGACAAAUAAUGGAGUUGAUAUUGAAGCUGUUGUUGCAACUCAUCCGUUCCAUACACUUGCUUUCCCUGAUUUUUAUAAAAACUAUUCCAGUGCAUCUUAUUAUGGAACUCCAAGACAUAUUCGUAAUCAGAAGGAUAUUCCAUGGGCUGGUAAUAUUAUGGAUCAUCUCAACAAAUGGUCUCCAGAUGUAGAAAUGAGAAUUCCAGCUGGUGCUGAAUUUGUUGCACCAGUUCCUGAAUCUACUAACCAUUUCAAUUCUGUUUGGGUCUUCUCACCUGUUGCCAAGACCAUUCACGUAGAUGAUACUAUUAAUUACUUUGAUAAUCCUUCAUUGUUGUUCAAGGUUUUGGGAAAAAAGUCAGGUCAAAUGGAUUUCCAUCCUUCAAUGACUAAUGGUGGUUUGAAUAAGACUGAAACUGCUCCUCAAUUAUUUAAGGAAUGGCUUGAGAAUUUGUUACAUGAUUGGGACUUUGAUAAUGCUUGUUGUGCCCAUGUGGGAGUAAAGAUUGGUGGAGCUCAUGCUCUCGUGAACGAAACCUUGACCAAUGCUCAAGGUGUAUUGGAUAAAUUAGCAAAGAAACAUGAAGGAAAGGAAGAAGAGCACACUCACCACUGA